Molecule: messenger RNA, 4661 nt
Organism: Oreochromis niloticus (Nile tilapia)
Lineage: Eukaryota; Metazoa; Chordata; Actinopteri; Cichliformes; Cichlidae
Gene: usp6nl
Product: USP6 N-terminal like
Exons: 14
Coding region: 830-3520 (896 amino acids)
Biological process (GO): regulation of GTPase activity
Molecular function (GO): small GTPase binding; GTPase activator activity
Source: RefSeq, a predicted model, not a curated record
GAGGAGAGGACGACACGAGAGGCAGCCAGCCUUUGCAGGACCGAGGGAGGAGAGAGGGGCGCUGGGAGAGGAAAGAGAUGGAUGAGAGGGGGAAAAAAGGAGUCUGAAAAUGAGAUGAGAGAGUUGGGCAGUUAAGAGGCAUCACUGCCGGUCAACUGUGCAUCUAUUGAUCCGCAGCAGCCGGGUGGUUUUUCUGCCAGAGCCACCGGAGAAAAAACGGAUGAAAGGGGGGAAAAAAGAAAAGAAGACUGCUGUGUUGUGCUUUUCUUUUUCUUUUUCAUUUUUUGUUUGUUUGCUGCCAACCUGUGAAGUGAGAAGUGUGUGAGAGCGCUCCAGCUGAGCACAUCACACGCGAGACGAACGCAUUCAGUUCGCAGAGAGUCUGAGCUGCCAGCGAACAUCCGCUGCUACUUUCAGCGGCCGCCAGGAGUUGAGUCGAGAUUUACGGGCUGCUUCACGUGGAGCUGAGGCAGCAUCCAACGCAGGUGAAGCUUGAGAUUUAGUGUUUGCUGCUGCUGCACAUCUGUGCCGUCAGCUGUUUUAUAGAAAAAUACUGUGAAAGCGGAGGAUACUUGAGCGCUGGAGAGUUUGUAAGCAUGUCUUGACAUCUGGAGAAGGAAGAAGACUGAGCCGGCAGCUCUCGUCCUGGCAUCCUGAGCUGCGAAUGGGAUGCUGAAACCAAGAUCUUCAGGAGUCAAGAUGUGGAUUAGGAGAUGAAUUCCGAGGAGGGCUCAAGGAGGGAUGAGGUUUUUCGGGGUGAGAAGGCAAGAAAGGGCUGCCACUGCCCCGUGGCACCUCCGCCUGCCUCCACCGCCACCUCCCCGUGAACAUGCAGGUCCUACAGAUCGUCAAGGAGCUGGUGUCGCCGUCCAGACGCAGGGCAGCGGCCAGAUUCGGAGCGUCUGAUACCGAGCAGGAUGCAGCGGUGAAACUUGACCAGGAGCGGGCUGAGAUAGUCGCCAAAUAUGACAAGGGAAAAGACGCCCCCGUGGACCCCUGGGAGGACAGUAACUUCCGCCUGUACAAAGUUGUCGACCGCUUUGGCUUCGUCCAUGAGAAUGAACUUCCAUCCUACGACUCGGUGGAGGAAAAGCAAAAACACACAGAGGUGGAGAGGACCACCAAAUGGCUGAAGAUGCUGAAGAACUGGGAUAAAUACAAGAACAGUGAGAAGCUGCUCAGGAGGAUCUACAAGGGAAUCCCCCUGCAGCUCCGAGGGGAGGUGUGGUGUCUGCUGCUCGAUAUACCCAAAAUAAAGGAGGAGAAGAAGGACUUCUAUGAGAAACUGAAGGUCAGAGCCAGAGGAAUAUCCCCCGACAUCCGGCAGAUCGACCUGGAUGUGAACCGAACCUACAGGGACCACAUCAUGUUCAUGCAUCGCUAUGAUGUCAAGCAGCAGGCGCUCUUCCAUGUCCUCACAGCAUACUCCAUGUACAACACGGAGGUGGGCUACUGCCAGGGCAUGAGUCAGAUCACAGCUCUGCUGCUGAUCUACAUGAAUGAAGAGGACGCCUUCUGGGCUCUCGUCAAACUGCUGUCUGGGCAGAAGCACGCCAUGCACGGGUUUUUUGUCCCUGGUUUCCCGAAGCUGAUGCGUUUCCAGGAGCACCACGAGCGCAUCCUCAAGAAGAUGAUGCCCAAACUGAAACAGCACCUGGAGAACCAAGAGGUGUUCACCAAUCUCUACACCAUGAAGUGGUUCUUCCAGUGCUUUCUGGACAGAACUCCCUUCACGCUGACCCUCAGGAUCUGGGACAUCUAUAUCUUGGAGGGUGAAAGAGUGCUGCCUGCCAUGUCCUACACGCUCCUCAAACUGCACAAGAAGCACCUGAUGAAGCUGUCCAUGGAGGAGCUGGUGGAGUUUCUGCAGGUGACUUUGUCCAAAGAUUUCUUCUACGAGGACGACUUUGUGAUCGAGCAGCUGCAGGCGUCCAUGACGGAGCUCAGGAGGGCGAAGCUGGAGCUGCCCGCACCAGGUAAAGAGGACGAGUUUCCCAAGAAGCCUCUAGGGCAGCUUCCUCCUGAGAUAGCCAUAGCGAACCACGUGGCCAACGGUCAAAGCCACGCCGAGCCAGCCGAGACCCCCAGGGAGCCAAGUCCUCUACCAGACCCCCAGCGGGACAGCCGGCCCCCGAGCCGAGCCCACCGGGAAUCGCUGGAGAAACGGAUCCGUCACCACAAGGGGGACAAAAGGGAAACCCACUCCAGGGGGUCAGGUGAAUUCUCAAAUGAGACACAAAAGCAAUCCACCUCCACCACACCGGAGAGGGGAGCGACACCGCUGUCAGCCCCCACCCCAACACCACAGAUGACCGCUGUGGAUGGAGGAAAGGCUCACGCCAUCGCCAACCACAACUCCAACGCAGCCUCUAGCUCCCGCAGAGACAUGCCUGGGCCCCGGUGGGUCAAACCCUCCGAGACAAAGCUAGAAGCUUUGCGGGAAAUUCAGAUGAGCCGAGGGCCAUCGCCGGCUCCUUCCAGCCCAGAUGACACCGCUCAGCCCCAUCGCCGGCCACGCUCCAAGGGCUUCGCCCCCAGCACCGACCGAGGCUCCAAUGCCUCCCAGUAUGACAAUGUACCAGGGCUGCCGGAGCAGGACUUCGAGAUCCUGGAGCUUGAGAAGCCUCCGUCCAGAUUGAGGCCCUUUCGCAAUGAGAUACCCUACAAUAUGUCAGCCCUGCAUCAGGGCAGCCCGAGCCACGGGUCCAGCCUGGCCGGGAGUGUCGUCUCCAUGGCACCCGGGCCCAGAAUGGCCAGACAGCCUCUUCCUCCUCGUUUUCCCCACAACAGUCCUGUAAAUGUUCCGACUGGUUACCCUGACCCUAAGAACCAGUUCCAUACCCCGCCUCAGCAGCACUCCCCAGGCAGGACUACUACUGAGGUCCCCAUUCCACAUCCCACCCAAAGCGGGGACAACAGACUCUAUGCUCUGCCCUCCCGAUAUCCUGCACCGGCCAGUGCAUUGUAUGGAGAACGAGCGUAUGCCACCACCCAGCGACAGCCCAACAGCUUCUCCCCAGACAAGACCCUCAUGAAUAACACCUUCGCCACCUACCGCAGACAGCCGACGCACAGCUCCGCCCGCAAUCCUCGGAACCCCAGGCUUCCCCCGGAGCUGGACAACCAAGGGAGCUCCACCCCCAUCUAUCUGCAACAGCUCACCUCCACAGCCAAGGUCUACAGGUUUGAAGGACACCAGCGGGGUGAGCCAAACCCGCACUACCUGCCAGCUCAGCAGGGUGUAGAUGGGCUCCAGUGGGAGCCAACGGAGGAGUUGCCCCCUCCAUCCCCGGGUGGGAUGCCUCGUUCGCCCAGCUUCCAGAAGGCGCAGAUGUCACCCCUCGCAGAGUUCACCUUCCCCGACAACCCGGACGCCCUGCGUCAGUACCGACCGCAACUCCAAGAGCAGCGGCAGCACCAGCAGCCUGUGUUACAGCAACAGCUUCCCCAGCUGUUUGGAGGACCACACUACAGGCACGCACAGGAGGCGUUUGCCAUGCAGGAGUCCAUGCUGCUGUGACAGGAUGAUAUGAGGAGACACUGUAAAAACUAAAAGAAAAGAAAACUGAGGCGUAGUCACCAACACUGUGGUAAAGACGACCAGUAGUCCUAGCUUUGUUAGGAACCGGCUUCUACUUUGGUUCUGUUGUCGUUCAUGUGUGAAGUACUGACCUCCUGACUGUCACGCUGCAUCGUAACGUUGCAGGACUCACCAGCCGCUGAUGUUUUUACUGAUCACUUUAAAAAAAAAAAGAUUAAAAAGACUGACUGAAGAUUUUAUUUUAUUUUUGGAUGUAAAUCAUUAACAAGAGGUGACAGAAUAUAAAUAUAUCUUUUAGAGUCUGAUAUGUACAGAAGAUUUUUUUGAGUUAUCGGUAACCGGGGAAUUUUCUCCUGAGAGCCGAUUUAUUUUCCAUCUUUAUUUUUUUAUAUCUUACUCUCCAGAUAAGUACCGUAGAGAUCAAUUAACUCUAUAUGCUUGUGAAUGUUAUUUUUAAAGAAAUAUGACCAAUGGUAGAAUUAGCAAACAGUGCUACACGGGUUACCGUACGUCUUGAUUUCCAUUUCAAUUUUUUUUAAGCAGGUUUUAUUAAAAAAUGUUUAGAAACCUUUUCUUUAGUUUUUGUCCAUUACUAAUAGUUUGUUUUUGCGUUACUUCAGGCCAGUCUCGUUUUUAAUUAAUUUCAACUGGGCGGCUCAACAUAUAGACAGCUGAUUUUUGAGGGCUAAUAUAUACAUUUUUUAAAACUUUUAUGGCUUUAAGUUAUCUUCAUUGUUGUGUAACCAUUGAUAACACAUUUUUUUAAUUGCUGUGACAUAGUUAUCACAUCUCGAGCACAUGGAGUCCGAGAUGGUUUUAAACUACUUUCAGUACAAGGUUGCUUAAUUUGAUUAUGUUUUACUACUCUCAACAAUGUCACAUCCACUGGCAUACAGUCAUGUGGCGCGCGCACACACGCACGUCACAAAUGUGAGUCGCACAUUUUACCCACCUACUUUUCAUACUCUGAUGUAGAUGCAAGUACUCUCAAACAGCACUAAAAUGCUGUUCUUUACAUUCCCUUAGUCAUCUUUGGGUUUUGUUUUAGUUGUGAAACAACUAAUUGCAGUCCAUUCUGAUACUUUGCUUAAUAAAAAGAGGUGGGGUGAAAAUGAACCUU